This is a messenger RNA of Histoplasma capsulatum G186AR, 2481 nucleotides long. RefSeq lists its product as uncharacterized. NCBI's taxonomy places the organism in Eukaryota, Fungi, Ascomycota, Eurotiomycetes, Onygenales, Ajellomycetaceae. The coding region runs from base 1 to 2481 and encodes 826 amino acids. The transcript is spliced from 2 exons. The record is from RefSeq and is a predicted model, not a curated record.
AUGGCUUCCUAUCCACAGAAGUAUCACUAUGGAAAUGCGCAUGGAUAUGAAUAUCCGCAUGAGCACCAAUCCCGCCUUGACACACCUUGGUCCCACGCACAUAAUCUGUGUUUCGAACAAUGGAAACGCCAAUAUUAUGGAAACCCUCCAGAUUUCUACGUAAAAAACCCGUUACUACCUAUUAUUGAUAUUGGUGACGAAAACUAUUCUCGCGAGGCAACCAAUCCUGCCGAUAGGUUAACAGAACAGGAGACGAUACCGCCACUCAACCCUAAUUCUGGCCCAGCCUUAUCUAACGUCACAUUCAUUCUUUAUGGAAACCCAUUUCCCGAAUGUAAUAGUAUGGCUGAUAUGUACCGCCCACGUUUUCAUGUGUACCCUGGAGCCGCAAGAGAUGCAGUCCCUGAACUUGAUGUUAGAUUCCGUCGUGAGGGCCCCAGAGUCGUUCACAUCGAUAUGACAAAAUCAUGGAAGGGCCUGUCCACAGAUAAGGCCGAAGAGCUACUGUUCUGGGAGACAAUUUUUAGAAAUGUCUUAGAAUUCCUUUUGCACGAUCAACUUGAACUCCUGCUACAACAAUGCGGAAUCACCACGCUAACGUUUCAUAACGGUGAAUAUCAACGGGGCCUCUCGGAUAAGAUACAUUAUUUACCAAUUGGUAUGAUCGAUAUUGCGACAGCUAUGGUAGCCUCAUACAGUCAGCAUCGUCGGAUAUAUCAUUGGCUGGCGUCAAUGGGAAAUAUUUAUAAAACUGUUGCACAGUUUAUCCGCACUCAUGAUUGCUUUGUUGCUCCCACUGUGGACAAGAGAUCAUUCGCCAUGAAUCACGACCUUAGAAUAGGAGUCAAGCUAUUGAGCUCAAAUGAUUGCCCCAAAGGGGCAGCAAAUCGGUUACUGGACUAUCCUGUCGAAGUGAAUUGGGCCCCGGAUAUGGUUUCAUUUGAUCAAUUUGACCCAUUUACUACUGAAGGGCAAGAAUUCCGUUUAGUUCCUCGAUAUACCUCUUCGCUCACUUUUAGUGGAGCAGAUAGCGUAUUGGAGCCGAGACAUAUCACAUACAAGACAUCUGCCGCUUGGCUAUGGUGGGAUACUUCAAUUUCCGGGUUUAGCGGAACUGUGCCAACAUACUCUGAUUCGGGUGACCAGACAUUGGAUGCCUCAGGAGGGCUGUCCGAGAUGUUCACCAUUCGAAUAACGGUUACAGCGACCUCCUUGGAAUAUUUCGAUACGGCGGUGAGAUUCGAAAAGACUGUCAGAUCCAGGGUGACGAUCAAUGUUAAGAAAAGGAAAUCCCCACAACUCAAUCCCAUUCCAGACUAUACUUUGAGGCUCUUUGAAACAAACAGCCGCGAGUAUAAUGCAGGUGCCCUCUCACCAGGCAGUGGCAAGUUGCGGCUGGCUAGCCCUCAAUUGAAAUGGUGGGACGACCCAUUUAUUGGACCUGGAGUUUACUUUGGUGCUCGCCUGCAUUCAAAUUUACAGUCAUCAGCGCAUUGCAAUUUCAAGCAGAGCAGCCACCCAUUCAACAGUUUAAGCGAGCCAUUUCUGUUUGCCACCCAUCUGCAUGCUGGUUUAUCAGCACUGCCAAAUGAUCACCAAAUUGGUGAAAACAAAGAAUUUUCACUUCCUGCACCAAUAGAUAGUGCUUUGCACAUCCCCCCGCUUCGCCGCCGAAGGCGUUCCUUGCACAGCCUUAAGCCCCUCAAAAGUAGUCCUAAAAUUGGCUCUACAGUUCCCCCGCAAACGACAACGUAUCGCGUUCGCAAUCCUCAAACCGAAUCAGGAGAUAAGCGGUUACGUCAAGAUAUCAUCAACAUGCUGGACAUCCCGCUUCACUGCAGUCGGGCGGACGAAGAUCUAGAAAUGAGGUACCGUCCUUGGGAGAAGCGGUCAUCUUGGCGAGGUGCAGGAGUAUCCGUCCAGAAGAAGGGGAGUGGAUAUCCUUACCAAGAUCGCCGCCUACUGAGAAAUUCAAUUUUCUCGGAAACAAACUCAGAGGAGGAGGAUGCAUCGUACAUCUCGAAAUACUGCCAGAAUAUGAGGCUUGAUUCGGAUCAAUUGCAGCCCAGGGGUAACAAAUGGAGCCGGGAAUUUAAUUUUUCAAGAACUCCAAGUUCUGAGCCUUUGACUAUGAAUUGUUCUCGAUUCUUGAAUUCUCACGGGGACAGGCGUCCAGAGGGCGAAUCUAAACCAGAUACGCCGCGGACACCACCGGCCAGUGACACAUGCCCUUGUGAUUUUGUGCUUAGCAGCCUCCGCAGCGCAACUGAUAUGCAAGCAGGCGAAGGGUGUCGUAAGCUGGGAAGUGACGCAAGCGACCUUUUUGGCACUUCCCUUCCCUGCACGUCCGAGGGCGAUUGGGAAGAUGUUGACACCGAUGAGGAGGGGGUCAGUAUCCUUGAGGAUGAGGAUAGUGAUGCAGAUCAAACAAAUCAAGGGGUGCCGAUUCCCUUUCGCGGCUCAUCCAUCAAUGACCAGUGA